Messenger RNA from Corapipo altera (White-ruffed manakin), 1426 nucleotides. RefSeq names its product phosphohistidine phosphatase 1 (gene PHPT1). Gene Ontology annotation, biological process: peptidyl-histidine dephosphorylation. NCBI's taxonomy places the organism in Eukaryota, Metazoa, Chordata, Aves, Passeriformes, Pipridae. The transcript is spliced from 3 exons. Bases 62 to 421 code for a protein of 119 amino acids. Gene Ontology annotation, cellular component: cytosol. The record is from RefSeq and is a predicted model, not a curated record. Gene Ontology annotation, molecular function: protein histidine phosphatase activity.
CUGGCGCUGUUUGGGCGCUGCCCCGGAAGGGGCGGGGCGGGCUGGGCUGGGCUGGGCUGGCAUGGCGGGCGCGGCGCUGUCGCGGGUACCGGUGGUGCAGAUCGAUGGCGAUGGCGUGUUCAAGUACGUGCUGCUGCGGGUGCGCGGCGCUGGUACGCCACACAAGGACAUCGUGCGCGGCCACGGCUGGGCCGAGUACCACGCCGACCUGUUCGAGCGCACCGCGGAGGAACUGGCGCGGCACGGCCUGAGCUGCGAGUGCUUGGGCGGUGGCCGCCUCGCCCACCGCCCCGAGGAGAGGAAGAUCCACGUCUACGGGUACUCGGUGGGCUUUGGGCGAGCUGACCACACUGUGACCACGGAGAAGCUGAAGGCCGAGUACCCCGACUACGAGAUCACCUGGGCAGACGAAGGUUACUGACUGCUCUGGCCGUGGGGCCAGCCUGGAGCUGGCAUGGUGCCGAGGCAGUGCCAGCAGGCUCCCUGUGCCCGGCAGUGCUCUGGGCUCUCUUGCUUUUCCUCUGAGAACUCGCCUGUUCCCCACCGUCACUGGACUGUCCAUGUGCCAGGUGCUCCUACCUUCCUGGCAUGGCAAAGCUGGUGAAAUCAGUGGUCACUCCAUCCCAGCCUCCCAGUGCUGGGGGCUCGUCCCACGCGUCUGUGAGAAUUAAACUCGUUGGGGAGCAUAGCUGCUCGGGUGGCCACGCUCAUGGCUCGGCUGCUCCUUUCCCAGCUCUGGGUUGCGCCCGCUGACAGCAGGAGAGACCCCGCAGGGUUUCAGCCCCUUGAGGGGGGUCUGACCCUGGAGUGGGUAGGGUCUGGGGAUAGGGGCAACAGGAGGUACGUUGGGAUUUGCCUUGGGAAGGGCUGAGACAGGAGGGGGGGAAAUGAUGGGUUCUCAAGCCUGGGGGAGGGAAAGGCAGGGUGAGGCCUGUACCCAGUGUCCUGCCCCAGGCUCUAAAGGAAGCUCACAGUGAGGGGUAAUGAGCCUCGUGGGCAAAAAAAGGGUUUUCCUGUGCCUCAUCCUUCCUUUCUGCAAGGUGUGACCCUCCCCUGUGCCAGGACGGAAUGUCACCCAGUACUCACAUGGAGGAGCACAGCUUCCCUGCAAGUCUUUGGAUCAUGGAGCUUGGAGGCGUAUCUGGGAUGUCCUGUCCAUCCAUCAGCACAGCAGGACCAGCUCCAGCAGGUCUAUCCUGAUGACAUUGUUGGGAUGUCCUGUGCAGCGUCAGGAGUUGGACUCACUGGUCCCUGUGGAUCCCUUCCAACACAGGGGAUUCCAUCGUUCCAUGAUUUUAUUCUAUGAUUAGGUUCCUGGGGGCUGUGGCCAAAUGGGAUUUGGGAAUGUCCCUGAACCCAGACCCCCUGGCAGCCUGCUCUGGUUUUGAGAACCCUCACAAGGAAAAAGGUUUCUCUUAACCUUAAA